Owenia fusiformis is the source of this 721-nucleotide messenger RNA. The record is from the annotation of a GenBank genome assembly. Lineage: Eukaryota; Metazoa; Annelida; Polychaeta; Sabellida; Oweniidae.
UAUUUAUGUAAAGAAUCUAGAUAUGACACACAAAUUAGCCACCCAGAAGACAAAAUAUCAUUAAACAGUACACAGUCACAAGAGCACACAAUCAACAAAAACAAAGGCAGAAAUCUAAGAGGCAAAGGUAGUGCUACGAACAAGGAUUUGGAAGGGGCAUUUGAGGCCAAAUCAUCUACUUCUCCAAAGUCAACUUCAAAUCACUCUCAAGCAAUAUCAGUGAAUUUGGUGCAGUUCAUGGCAUAUCAUUCACAUCUUGUGCAUUGGUGUCUCACAAAUGUAUCAUUUAAAUCAUUUGUUCAAUCUUCAUAUAUUAAUUGCUGCAAUAAAAAAGUCAUUAGUCCACAAUCAAAAGUCUGUCUAAUCCACAAUCAUUGUCAACAUACAAUUACAAUAAUUUUGCAUCUACAAAUUAUGAUUGUGUUAUAUCCACAAUAGCAACUGUGUCAAAUCCGCAAUCACAAUUGUGAUCAAUGCAAAAUUACGAUUGUGUUCAAUCAUUAACGACAAUUGAGUCAAAGCCUUAAAUCACAAUUGCGCUCAAUCCACAUCACAAUUGUAUUCAAUUCAAAAUCACAAUUGCGCUCAAUCCACAUCACAAUUGUAUCUAAUUCAAAUCACAAUUGUGCUCAAUCCACAUCACAAUUGUAUCCAAUUCAAAAUCACAAUUGUGCUCAAUCCGCAAUUACAAUUUUGUUCAAUUCAAAAUCACAAUUGUGCU